Messenger RNA from Eurytemora carolleeae, 1311 nucleotides. Its product is annotated as Golgi apparatus protein 1. Lineage: Eukaryota; Metazoa; Arthropoda; Copepoda; Calanoida; Temoridae. Gene Ontology annotation, cellular component: Golgi membrane. The annotation marks the transcript as partial. The record is from RefSeq and is a predicted model, not a curated record. Gene Ontology annotation, molecular function: fibroblast growth factor binding. The transcript is spliced from 14 exons.
AUAUUUUACUAAUAUCAUAUUUCAGAUCAAAUUACAUAUAUAGAGAGUAGCCAAUACAGUAAACAGACAUGAACCAUUUUAUAUUCCUUCCCCUGGUUUAUUUCAUGGGAACAGCUAACUGUGAUAUUACUGAUGAUCUUCUCGCUGACAGUGUAGAGUGUAGACAAGAUUUUCUAGCGAUCAAAGAUCAUUGCAAGUUCAGCGAUCAUUUAAAGGGGAACGAAGGGAACAACUGGUUAGUCCUGGAGUGUCUGCAGAACCCCCCGGGUCAAACUAAACUCUCAGAACAAUGUGAUCAUUAUCUUUGGAGAUUCAAACUUCAAAUCACACAGGGAGGAUUUAUAGAACAUGCAGAGAAAACGUGUAAAGAGGAGAUAAAUCAAUUAAGACUAUGUGAACAAGACCGGAACUCUGCUCCUGGACACUUCCUGUCUUGUCUGGUCGAGAACAAACAUAAUACAAAGAAUAUCGGUUGCAGGAAGUUUCUUGAAAGGGUUGAAACCUUAAUUUUCGGAGAUUUCAGGCUUGUUUCAAACUUCAUGAACGCUUGUCAGGCUGAUGUGGAUAAACUGAAUUGUGGGCGAACUGGUAAAUCAGAAAAUGAUCCUCAUUCUCAGGGUCGAACUAUCGCCUGCCUCGAGGAGAAGGUUACCGAGGUUGGAGAUGAAUGUAAACAACAGAUUCUACAGAUUGCUGAGAUGCAGGCUGAAAGUGUAACUUUAGACAGAGCCCUGGUGAUGGCCUGUAAAGAAGAUAUGUCAAGGUUCUGCAGCAGCCUACUGGAGGUGCCUAGUUCGGACCAGAUCUACGACUGCUUGAUGGUGAACAAGAUGAACGACGAGAUGUCUACAGAGUGCAGGAAGGAGGUUUCAAGACGACAGAAGCUUGUCAACGUCGACUACAAAGUCUCCAACACACUGAUAAAAGCUUGCAAAGUAGAUAUCAAGGAAAACAGAUGCAGGAAAGAUUUGGACAAGAAUAUGAAUGUUGGAUUGAACCAAAUCCUUGUUUGUCUCGAGGAUGCAAGGUUACAGGGUUCAACCAUUUCAGGUUCAUGCUCCCGUGAGAUGUCGGAGUAUAGACGAGCGCUGAUGGAGGACUUCUCUGUUAGUCCCGAGCUGGUUAAGGAUUGCUUCUACGAUGUUAGUCAGUACUGUCCUAACGCGGGAAAGAGCGGGAAAACUAUUCAUUGUCUCAUGCAGCUGUCUAUGGACAAAGACCCAGAUAAACUUCUUUCGCCAAAAUGUGACAAAACUUUGAUGGAAUUCUUGCGAGAUACUGAGGUAUGUUUGUACUGCACGGUACCCCAUU